AUGUCGCUUCGGAAGGACACCCUGAAUUCUCUUGUUCCCUUUCCAAUUGCGUCUGGACACAUUGUCGAACUCUGCGUUGAAAUUCCAUGGCCAACUUCUAACAGUCCACUGAUCAUACGCUCUCAGGGGGUUAAAGUAAUACUAGAUGAUUACAGUUUAAGUGUCCCUCUUAGAGACAUGAGCAUGGAAGAUAUACGGCUUAGUAUCAAUGAAGAGAGCAUUCUUGGGGUAACUCUGUCUGCGUCAGGGGUUGACGGUGAGAAUCAUGAAGAAGAGGCAGCGUCUGCAGCAAUAGAACCUGCCGAAUGCAUUUCGGAGUUCGGGAGCUCAUUGACCCACUCGGAAGGUGAUGACGAGGAUUAUAUGUCCUGUCGUAGUGAAGGUAAUAGCUCAUUUGUGUCGUGUGAGUCUCUAGAUGAUGUGGCACUCCUUCCACGGGAUGGUGGGGGCGUGUUUUCAUUCCUUCGCAGCGCUGCUAGCAAUUCUGUAAUGUGGAUAAUGAAUCGUCCUAUUCAAGUCCACACCAUGGAUGUCGCUCUCGUUUUGCGAUGUGACUCUGGAAAUGAUGCACGAUUUGAGGUUGUAGCAAAGGAAUUGCGAGUGCAGGUGGAACCCUUGCAAGAGAUUAAUGCGGAGAAGAUGAAGGUGGUGAAUAUCACAUUCAGUGGUGUCUCAUUGAAUGCCUGCACAGACACACAAGAAAGUAAAGUGACGACAGUGGAUAGUCUUAGUGUGCGCAUCACUUCUGUCUACAAUUCCAGUGGUGUUUUGUGUCGUAAGAAUGUUGCGGUGUCUUUUGAUGGUGCCGCUUGGAUGUUCUCUGAUGAGGAUACACUAACAGCCAUCACGCACUGUCUCGUAAGUCGUCAAGAGAUGAUGAACGUUCCUGACUUCUGCCGCCCGUAUUCUGAUCUCCGCCGGCUAAAGUCGCGGUGGCCGUACACCAUGAAUUGCGUUCUUGCUUUCAUCCGAGACAGAAGGAGGCGCUAUAAUUUUAAUCCGUCGCAUUUGAAUUUCUACGCGGAGGCGCGCAAAACUUAUAUUGGACUGCUGUACUAUUGCCACCGCACGGGGGAUGUUGUGGAGAAGAGGGACAGCCUUGCUGAAGUCGAGAGAGAGAUUCGCUAUCGUGACGUGGUAAUGUACUUGCGGCAAACUGUCCAAGAGAGAUAUUCUGCUGCGUCACCCACUGGAGGUGGCACACCAGAUGCUGAUGGGCCUUCGCACCAGUCUGAGGAAGCUGUGGCAGUGGCUUCGUCCGUACAUGUGAACCUGAAAGUCAUUUGCCUGUUCCUUCCCUCGAAUACAAAGGUGUGGAUUCGUGAUGUGGCCUUUGUCAGUCGAAUUGAUGAGAUGGAACUUUCGGUGGGUAGUGUGAGGCUUGACCCCGAUGUGGCACCCCAAUCUCUUCACUUGGCGUGCGGCAGGGAACCUUUACUAUGUGUCCAGCGCACUGAACAGAACGGCAUGGUUUUUGUGAAGGUUAAACUGGAUGAUGUAAACCUCACCGUGAGGUCUGGAUUUCUACUUGGGGUUCUUGCUCCGAUUGCAACUGCUGUGCCGAGGAUUCUGCAAGUGAUGCCACCAAAGCGAAAUGUAUCACAGUCUGCUCCCACAAGUCGUGCCCAAACCUUUAGUCUCGUUCUCCCACUUGUGCAGUUGCGUUUUGACGACUUGGUGAUUCGCUGGGAAAGACUCUCACUGACGGUGAUUGAAAGAGGUUAUAACAACCCGCGCAUAGGUUUUUUGCUAAAAGAAUUCUCUAUAUGCUUUGGGACGAGGGAGGUGAUUGUGCCUCCUGUGAAGGUUGAAAUGACGGACACUGACAAUGUGGUUGUUUCUUUGAUAGUUGUCAAUGUGACUAAUACGCUGUGGGAAUAUUUUUGCCGUCUUGUAAGAGAAUGGAAUGAGAUUAUUUUAGCUGUUCGCGGUUUUUCUUAUUCAAAAUCUAACAAGGGGACAUCGCUGGGGGUCAUGGGUGUGUGUGCUUCUUUGAAAGAAGUACGUGAGGUGACUGAGAUGAAGAGUGACCGUGGGGCUGUGCUGAAAUCACAGCGGCUGAGUUUUCGUGGUGUGGAAUGCAAGUUUUGUCCUCUGAAACUACGGAUGAUGUUGGGUCACAUUAGCGUUGCUCAUGACACGAUGAGGCGAGGUGGGGCGGCAUUUCGAACAAGAGUUACUUCAUUUACCUUAUUUACCGAUUAUCUCAAUGACACCUUGUUUACAGUGACUUUUGCGAAUGGAAUUGAGUGUAUAGCAGCAAGAGAGCACUAUCCUGGUACAUCACGUAUUCUGGUGAAUAUUAAAGCGAUUGAGGCCUCGUGGAAGGUUGCAUCACCGCAGACGUUAGUGCAUCUUUCUGAUGUUCAGAUCGCUGUUUGCGGUAAUACUACUUUGUGUUCAGCAAAGAGUGCUCGACUCUUGGAGGCAGUGGAGUUUGUUUCACUGAAAGCGCUUUACUGUGCAGUUGCUUUUUCGGUUCGAACGACUAUGCGGCCAUACAUUGCUUCUUCAUUACAAAUCAGCGGAAAUCUUGUGCGUGUAUGCAUUGACCGAAUUUGGUGUCUGGAAUUGGAGGCGCUGACGAUGCUGAUGAGGGACUACGCCACUUUUUUGGUAAACCAAGUGGUUCCUGUCUAUGCGUACCGUCUUUUCUAUAGUGGUUUCAGCAACAUUGCUGUGUCACUAUGCGCUGCAUCUUGUGCAGUGACCUUUGGGGAUAUCGAUGACUUGGCUUUCCAGAUAGGCAUGCCAUCUCGUGAGGUUGCAGGAGGUUCACCACCCCUUGAAUUUGGAGUGGUGCUUCCGGAGCUGCGUGAAUCAUCCCCCUUGACCGUGAUGAAUGCUUGCGAUAGACUUUCGGUUGUAAUUAGUAUGCCAGUUCUUUAUCUGGAGAUGUUUCACUGUCGCUUCCCAUCGAUUAGCAUCCGGGCAACUUUGCGUUCCUUUACAGGUACACUCCCGAUGAACAUACAGGAUUUCUGGGAUCCAGCUCUGCGCAUGAGGGAACCAGUUCCAGUGGAAAUGAGUUUUGAUUCUAUUAUACUGGAUAGUCACGGCAUUGCCUCGCUUGAGUUUGAUACUGUUACGUAUAACCAGAGUAGUGUAUCAUUUUAUGGAGAGGGCAGCACGAAUUUUAGUGAUAGUGAGGGUGGAAGUGAUGUGUCAUCUCUGGUAGGCGAAGAGUUGCGUCGUACAGAGGUUAGGAGCUGGAGCCUUCGUGCUAAUGCAUCUCCAGGAGCUGCAAUUAUACGCGAUGUGUUGGGGUUGUGGGGGAAGCUGAGGUAUGCGUUCAAUACGCUCUAUAAGAAACACCUAAUCAUAUCUGCUUCAGUUCAAAGCAGUCAGUACGACUUGGACAUUACGGGUCCGUGGUUCUUUGAUUGCCCAGACAAAGUUGUUGUCGUAGAGGAUUGCACAUUUUUCUUCGGUGGUGGAGCUGGCGGUGGCGAUAUCGGUGCUCGCAUGGUGGUGUGUAGAGGGACCCAUGUAUACUUCCACCGCUGCCGUUUUUUAUCGCCAUUGCAGAGCUUAAUUGCUGUCGAAGAUGAGAGUGCUACUUUUGUUUGCAAAGAUUGCGAGGAGGUUGCCACAUGCGUUAACGACAGUGAUUCUGUUACUCGAUCCGAAUCUAAAAAAGUUACCUUUUACAGACUUCGUCUAGCACUUCAACGAGGGGGCAUAGAAGUGUCGUUGGCGCACCACCGUAAGCUCACGUUCGCAAUCUCGGCCGUGGAUGCAUAUUUAUCCGCCACCUCCCGUAAAUCUGUGGUUCAGGUGCGUGUGCAGCGGUGGCGGGGUGAGUAUGUCGAUGAAGGCGUAACACACUGUAUUCUUUCUCGAGUGGAUGUUGACGUGGACUGGGGGGUCAAACAGAUUGAACGGUCCGCAUCACUUAAUGCGGCAGUGCGAACCGAUACCGUGAGCGUCCCUCUUUCUCUUGCAGUCACGCUUCGUCAGCUUGUGGAAGAGUGGGGAAGAAGAAAAGAUGGUUCGGUUGUCUCAAAACGGAGGUACACGCUACUGCAGCAGCAUAACGGGUUACCGUUUUCACAGUGGAGGGGACUCCUCACCAUAUCCACUAUUCCCACUGAGCUCUGUCUUCAAGGUGGAAUUCCUUUCGCGAAGGCCAUUGUAGCUAAUGCCAUCAUCUGGUCAAAGCAAGAUGUGAAUGAAGACGCUAUAGUAGAAGCCCGAAUUGGCAUACAGGAGUUGUCACUGUGGGAAUUUUCGUCACAGGCGUAUAUCCCAUUCCUGCAAAAACCUCUCUCAUUGGUGGCAGUGGCGCGAACCGCAGACUUCGCCAAUGUGAAGUGUGAUGUAUCACUGUCCUCAUGGGAGUUUUCAG
Trypanosoma grayi is the source of this 4348-nucleotide messenger RNA. RefSeq lists its product as hypothetical. The transcript has a single exon. The annotation marks the transcript as partial. The record is from RefSeq and is a predicted model, not a curated record. NCBI's taxonomy places the organism in Eukaryota, Euglenozoa, Kinetoplastea, Trypanosomatida, Trypanosomatidae.